ACCUGCGCCUGCACGAGUUAAUUAUCGAUUUUUGUGUGUUUAUAAAUGUCAAAUAUGUGGGAAUAAACACAAAAUAAAUAUGAAGCUUACAACUGGGCGAUAUAGUAUAAUUUUAGCCAUACAAACGUUAUUGUUUUUAGUAGAUUUUACAAUUAAUACAUUUUCGGUUUUAAGUAGACAACAAAAUGCGAUUAUGCUGAUAUUAUUCAUUGUUCAGGAUGCUUGUUUAAUAUUAUCGAUAUCGGCAAUGCUUUUAACAUUUUUUUCGACUUACGUCUUCCAGACUGGACUUUUAGAUUUAUUAUAUCUUAGGUUUCGAACUACUAUAAUUGUAUGUAUCACUUAUUUCGUACUGACCACAAUUUUACAUAUAUGGACUCUAAUUCUCAAAUGGAACAAUAAGUCAGUACAGUGGCCAAUUACAUUUAUUACAUUUCUCAUUAUUCAGAGAUUAGUAUCAACAAUAUAUUAUUAUUAUUAUAAAAGAGCAGCAUUUAAGAUAAGUGAUCCAAGAUUUUAUGAAGACAUUGAGUUGGAUCAAAAAAUUCAGAACAAUGGACAAGUGAAUUAACUCACUACUCAGUAUCCAAGUGAUUUGAAUAACCGACUGAUGACCUGAAUGACUUGCAUACUCAACAUUAGUGAAAAUGACUAAUAUUUAUAUAUAAGUUAUUACUUGAAUCAAUACGGCGACGACCACAUUUUAAUAUUUUACAGGUUUAUUUUGUGUUAUAAUAACAUUCGACAAAUAGAAGUUAUAUUUUUUAUUUAUAGCAAUUUUAAAUAUUUAUUUAAUACACAUAAAAAUA
Messenger RNA from Aethina tumida (small hive beetle), 809 nucleotides. RefSeq names its product transmembrane protein 138. The transcript has 4 exons. Gene Ontology annotation, cellular component: cilium. NCBI's taxonomy places the organism in Eukaryota, Metazoa, Arthropoda, Insecta, Coleoptera, Nitidulidae. The record is from RefSeq and is a predicted model, not a curated record. The coding region runs from base 80 to 571 and encodes 163 amino acids.